Molecule: messenger RNA, 943 nt
Organism: Mugil cephalus (flathead mullet)
Lineage: Eukaryota; Metazoa; Chordata; Actinopteri; Mugiliformes; Mugilidae
Exons: 5
Coding region: 205-645 (146 amino acids)
Molecular function (GO): cysteine-type endopeptidase inhibitor activity
Source: RefSeq, a predicted model, not a curated record
GCUGUUAAAAGCCUGCCGUCACUGCCAGGCGGUGGGUGGGUGUGGUCUUCACUGGUUUGUUGAACAUACCAGAGCUUAAAUGCUGAACAGUCACAGCCAUUCACCGACGCCACUCCUGUUCUCCUCUCCUUCACCGACUCACUGUAGCACCAGCUUUCACAAGCCUUGCCCUCUCCAGGAGAACAGGACAGCUGUCGAGGAAGGAUGUCUGUUCCGUUGUCAGCGCUGAUAUGUCUGACGGUCGUCCAGCUGUGCAUGGGAGUUCAGCCCGUGGAGGAGGUCAUCACGACCAAAAAAGUGCCUAAACUGGGUGACUGGGUUAAGAAGAGUCCAGACACAAAUGACGUUCAGGAGGCAGCUAAACACGCCAUGGAGAUGUUCAACACAAAGUCCAAGGGCAAGAAGAUGUUCAAACUGGUCUCAAUCACCAACGCUAAGGCUAAGGUGACCAACACGAUCCACUUCAAGAUUAAUGCAAUCCUGGGAAAAACCAAGUGCCUCAAGUCUGAAAACCAUGACCUGGAUAGCUGCAGUCUUGACAAAAAGAGUCUGAAGUGCCACUUCGAGGUGACUUUCGACCCCCGCGACAACAAACAUGAGCUGUGGACACACAAAUGCAAGAAAGUUGUGGAGAAGAAGGCCUAAGUUUUUUUUGUUUUUUUGUUUUUUCUAACAGGCUUCACAUUUUAUAAGCUCUUUGACUUCACAUCCUCAUUUGCUAUUUUCUACACACAAUUACCUUUGAUUAAUGUUUUACAGCUUGUUUAAAGAGAUGGACGUAAUUAAGUCGAGAUUUGGAAAACGUGACCAAGACGAUUUGUGUUGGCAUGAUGUCUUUACGUUUUCUUCAUCUAUUUAUUUUCAUGCUUUGUUUUUAAUUUCAUGAUUUUGCAUACCAUCUGUAUGGCAAUUAUCUUGUAUAAUUAAAAGAGAUUUCCAGUAA